AUGGGUUUCUCGGGGAAGCCCAGUAAGGGUUGUCUGCCAUGCCGGCAGAAGCGUACCAAAUGCGAUCUAGCCCUGCCCGCUUGCAGUCAAUGCAUCAGGAAGAAUAGAGUAUGCAGCGGCUAUCGAAACGAGCAAGACCUUCUUUUCAGGAACGAGACCAAGCUCGUCGUCCGGAAAGUGAAUCGAAAGACCGACAAUCCACCCGAGCAGUCGCUGGCUUCUAAUAGCUCUGCUCCCCAGCUCUCGACUUUAUCUACCCAACAGCUGUCAAGACGAGCUGCCCUGCAUGAUGAGGCUGUUUUGCAUUUCUUUGCGCACUACAACGAGAAGCUGUUCGAGUCCAGGGCAGGGACCUUGGACGGUGGAUUCAACUAUGUAUUGUCCGUUUUCCAAUCCGAUGCCGUGCGAGCGGGCCCAGUCUCUGAGAUCAUCGCCGCAGCUGGAUUGGCAGCCCUCGGAAAUAUGAAGGCGGCUCCAGACUUGGUGACGGCGGCCAGAGCAAAGCAAGUCAAGGUGCUUCGGGCGUUGAAUGAGCAGCUGCAGAACCCAAAGACAUGCCUAUCCGACUCCUCCAUCUUGACGUGCCUUCUUUUGGGCACAUUUGAGAGCAUCAUGUCUGACGACCCGCAAUCGCAAGUCGCUCAGACCUUCCAUCUGAAAGGUGCAAUGACACUAGUGCAAAUGAGGGGUCGAGACCGAUUCGCCGAUGAUGUCGGCCACGGAAUCUAUGCUCGUAUGCGGGGAGCCAUACUGGCACAUUGCGUGCGAGUGAGUGAACCGCUUCCAGACUUUAUUCUCUCUUUCCUAGGGGACGACGGAAUAUCACAGCGGGACUUUCAACCCUUCCUCUAUAAGCUACUCGGACGCCUUUGCCAACUGCGCUACGAUCAGAAGACGAAGGGUAUCGUAGACAACCGGAUGUUCAGAGAAGCUCAAAGCCUCUUGGAUGAGUUUAGCACAUGGAGCCCGGGGAUUCCAGAGUGGCAUGCAGGGGGAAGGCCUUCCGUGGACUCAAUGCCGCUGACAUCUAAUGCCGAUGAGACAUAUCGCCUUAUAUGGCUUGCGACCACGUGGAUCUUUCAACAAACCGCGAGGAUUGUAGCAUCGGACGUAUUCAUUGAGGGAGCCCGUGGCCAGGCUCUGCUCCGACCUGGUCUUGCUGCGAGGGCAAUUCUGAACGACGCUAUCAAUACUCAACUGGAGCUUGUCGAAGAGCUGAAAGAGAGCCUGGCGUAUUACCUGCAUAAUUUUAAAGCCAGUCAAUCGACCAUGAAGACUGUUGGAGGGUAUAUGCUCCUUUGGGGAUUAUCAGGGAUGUCGUCCGCCUCGACCUGCUCCGAAGAUACCUUCCUUUGGAUGACGAAUCAAGCCGAAACGAUAGCAGAGGGAUUUGGUCUGCGGCAGGGUAGAAUGCUCGCAGAAUUCCUGCGGAAACGAGCUCGUGUACCGCCUGUCGAGGAGGUACGGAGCAGUACAGUCCCGUCCACAUCCGUUCGCCUGCGUGACGCUCAACAGGGCCCUGGAUCGAACUCAUCUCUCCUCUCAAUCUUUGGUACCGUUUACGCCCCUCGCCAAAAUGGUACGGCAACGCGCAUUCACAGACCGGUACGACAGGGGAAAGGGGUAUCACAAAAAGGAUCAGAACCCCGCACCUAA
Molecule: messenger RNA, 1656 nt
Organism: Trematosphaeria pertusa
Lineage: Eukaryota; Fungi; Ascomycota; Dothideomycetes; Pleosporales; Trematosphaeriaceae
Exons: 4
Coding region: 1-1656 (551 amino acids)
Biological process (GO): regulation of DNA-templated transcription
Molecular function (GO): zinc ion binding; DNA-binding transcription factor activity, RNA polymerase II-specific
Source: RefSeq, a predicted model, not a curated record